AGUCUGACAUGUUGACUUUUGUGAGGAAAUUCAUUUCAAUUCUUGGUAGCCCCCACGAAUAUUAUGCUCUUAUAUGAAUUUUUCAAGCACUCUUGAUAUUUAGUAUCCUUAACUAUUCAAGUGCGACAGGAGAAAUUGAGAGUGGCAGCAGCCGCAGUAGGAAGGGGUACACUUUGUACAUGCACUUUGUGAUACUCGCAUUUUGCGGAACACAGAGAUGUUGGAGGAAAGCUGAGUCAGUGUAGGAGAUCUUGAUCCCUUGACCAGAGUUUUUCCGUGUUUUGUGUAGGUCAUAGACUUAAAUGUGCGUGUAUGGUUCACGAACUUAAACGAGAGUAGCAUAUGGUCGAUUCGACUUGGUCAACAUGGCUCCGUUAGCUGUUACGCGAAAUGAUGCUCCCAACUGUUAUCAACUGAACCGAAGUAGAAAGAUUAUCAGGUCGCGACCUAUCGGUUGAGUGUCGGAAUGCGCGAAGUGUAAACGCAAUGUUUUGAAAAAUUCUGUGUCCUUUUUGGUAUUGCUUCCUGCUGAAAUGUUCUAGUGUUCAACUGUUGUGUAUCCAAUUUUUACAAGAAAGUUAGUUUUAUAAUUGGAAUCUGACUUCAGUAAGUUAUUAAUACGAGUUGUGGCUUUGUGUCCGUUACAAAGUGUGUGAGUAUGUACAAGGUUACAACUGAAGUCUGUAGCAACCAAUGUGUGAUGCAAACUGCUGUCAACAGCAAACGAUUAAAAGUUGCGAAUAGAACCCUGGUUCUUCGAACAGUGAAAAGUGGCAACUUCUUUAUUAAAAAAUCAUUUCUUUUUCAACAAACAAAGUGGUUUUCGCCCAUAGACCACGUUUACGUGUGGGUUCCGUGAACUGGUAUUUGUCAAGGCUGCACGAGCAUUAGGGGCACCACGGACAUUCUGUUGUAUACGUACGAACAAUAGCUUUCAAUACACGUGGACUUAAAAUGACUUUAAGAAAUUCAACAAGUUAGCGGGUGAAGGGGAACCCAAGCACCGAACAGUAUAGACAUUUUUCCUUAUCCCUAAAACGACAACAUAGUUGAGCACGCACAUUCCAUUAGGAGUGAAAAAUGGUAGAAAAUUUUAACAAAAUAUUUUAUUCUUCGAAAUUAGUCGUAGCGGAAACGUUUGCCAAUUCAGAAAAUUGACAUAAAUAAUUGAAAGAUAAAGUACCACCUCCAGGUAUUACAGAGAAUAUGCGACAAAUUCAAUUAUCAUUGCUUGUUGUGAUAAACUUAUGGAGUGUCCAUGCUACAAAAUAUUGUUCGUAUGAGUUGAACGGAGAUCCAAAAUACUUUGUGUGCGCCAGAAACGAAUAUUGCUGCAACUUGGGAUGCUGCGUACAUUUUGCGUUUCAAUUCUAUCAAUUAUGGUAUUAUUGGCUGUUGCUUAUUUUCAUGUUCGUGAUAUGUUCAGGAGGCAGUUGGUGGUACAAGUUCUGUCGUCAAAGCGAAAAUGCAUCACAUUAUCCGUCCAUACCACUUACUAUCGAACCAUCAGCUCGACCCAAUUUUUCAGACUCCCGAACACAUCGCACUACUGCUCGUGCCUUUGAUCGUACUUCUGCAACAGAACCGUCAUCAUAUUAUUUCCACCGGAUCUGGAAAGCCAAUAACGUAACAACCUCGCCAAAUUGCUACACAUCUAUUGUUCAGUAUCACAAUGCAGAACUAGACGGGAGGCGCCAGCAUUAUGGGUGCCCAUAUUAUCAGCUGUAUGAACCACCCCCGUCUUAUGAGUCUGUAGUGCAGGUAUCAGACUCUGGAAAUAACAGGAAAACGUCAUGUGUACUGGUCCCUGCCACUACUGCUACAACACCGCAAAUGAGUGCUUGCGUGUCUUCGGUACCGACAACAUCGGCUGCCCCGCCUCCAUUGUUAUCGCCACCAAAGUCCAGCAGAGGCACGAGUUCUCAGCCUCAAGUAGUGUCAACCAACCGCCAUCACCUACACGAGCUAUGCCCAGCAACAUCAACCACAACUUCUGAAUCAUUCGGCGUACCUCUUCCACAGCAUUUAUUGCAUGAUAACAAUCAAAAUUCAAUGCCGUCCACUUCCAAUAUUUCACAGUACUCCUGCAACAGGAAUCAACAGCAACACUUGUUCCAUCAUUCUCUUCAUCACCACAAAAUGCAUUAUCAAAGUCACCAUUUGCUUUAUCAUCCUACGAUACAUAGUCUUGAUGUAAAUACAACUGUAACAAUAGGUAAAUCCUCAACUCCGUCGAAUCGCGCGCACGGUGGAAGCUCAUACCAGCUAAUUUCAUCUAAUAUUCCGUUCCCCACCACACCAGCAACGACAACACAACCAUCAUCUUCUCCAGCACCAACCGCACAAUCAUCAUCUUCUCCAGCACCAACUGCACAAUCAUCAUCCGUGCCAAUAACUGCGCUGCCGCCGUCUGGACCAAUUGACGAAAAUGAUACAAGGGUUUAGAGAUCUAUGUGUACGUCAUUUUCCGCACUUAUAAGCAGCCGGUAGCUAGAUGAUUUCAUGCUAGGUAGGGAAGGGUCUUUGCAGCGUAAAAGUGCAACUGUCAAGAAAAUAUGUAAAUACCGUGUGUCAAAAAUGUAUUCGUCUGCUAACCUUUUUCGUGAUAAAAAUAGAAUUCUCAUAACUAAAUAAAAAAGACAAUA
Hermetia illucens (black soldier fly) is the source of this 2645-nucleotide messenger RNA. RefSeq names its product flocculation protein FLO11-like. The transcript has 4 exons. The coding region runs from base 1207 to 2445 and encodes 412 amino acids. The record is from RefSeq and is a predicted model, not a curated record. NCBI's taxonomy places the organism in Eukaryota, Metazoa, Arthropoda, Insecta, Diptera, Stratiomyidae.